Molecule: messenger RNA, 1143 nt
Organism: Lottia gigantea (owl limpet)
Lineage: Eukaryota; Metazoa; Mollusca; Gastropoda; Lottiidae
Exons: 9
Coding region: 1-1143 (380 amino acids)
Biological process (GO): Golgi organization; endosome organization; phosphatidylinositol phosphate biosynthetic process
Cellular component (GO): plasma membrane; trans-Golgi network; lysosomal membrane
Molecular function (GO): 1-phosphatidylinositol 4-kinase activity
Source: RefSeq, a predicted model, not a curated record
AUGUGGAAUAACUUCCCUGAAGAUCCACAGUUUGAGGAAGAUGUGCGGCAAGCUGAAAUCGCUAUUGAAGCAAAUAUAUUUCCUGAAAGGAUAUAUCAAGGGUCGAGUGGCAGUUACUUUGUGAAAAAUAAAGAUAAUAAAACCAUUGGUGUAUUUAAACCUAAAGAUGAAGAGCCUUAUGGUCAAUUAAAUCCAAAAUGGACAAAGUGGAUGCAGAAACUUUGCUGCCCAUGUUGUUUUGGAAGAUCUUGUUUAGUUUUAAAUCAGGGGUAUUUAUCAGAGGCUGGUGCCAGCCUUGUUGACCAAAAACUUUUUCUUAAUAUUGUACCAAAAACAAAAGUAGUUAAAUUAGCUAGUAAAACAUUUAAUUAUAAUGCGUUCGACAGAACAAAGGCUAGUGCCAAGCAAAAUCUUUAUGAGAAUGUACCAGCUGUAGGAAAACAUUUUAAACGAUUAGGAUUACCUCCAAAGGUGGGAUCAUUCCAGCUAUUUGUCAAUGGCUAUAAAGAUGCUGAUUUUUGGUUACGUAGAUUUGAAAGUGAAGCUUUACCAGAGUCUACUGCUAGGAAAUUUCAGCAUUUAUUUGAACGAUUAGUAGUAUUAGAUUACAUCAUUAGAAAUACAGAUAGAGGUAAUGAUAAUUGGUUGAUAAAAUAUGAACCAGCUUGUGCAGACCAGGGAGAUGAAUGGUCUAUGGUAGAACAUCCUGAAAUUAGUCUAGCUGCAAUUGAUAAUGGUUUAGCAUUUCCUUACAAACAUCCUGAUGAAUGGAGAGCAUAUCCAUAUCAUUGGGCAUGGCUACCUCAAGCUAAAAUUCCAUUUUCUGAUGAAAUUAAAGAACUUGUAUUGCCUCAAAUUAAUGAUAUGAAUUUUGUACAAGAUUUAUGUGAAGAUUUAUAUGAACUAUUUAAAACUGAUAAAGGGUUUGAUAGAGCAACAUUUGGUAAACAAAUGGCUGUGAUGAGAGGACAGAUAUUAAAUCUGUCACAAGCUUUAAAAGAUGGUAAAUCGCCAGUAGAAUUAGUACAGAUGCGUGGUGUAACUGUUGAGCGUACUAAAGGAGGGUUUGGUAGAAUACGCAGUGAUAGUGACACUUUUACACAGAGUGUAUCUAGUCGUAACCCAUUCUUCUCUUGGUGCUGA